Sycon ciliatum is the source of this 1472-nucleotide messenger RNA. RefSeq names its product protein O-mannosyl-transferase Tmtc3-like. The coding region runs from base 140 to 961 and encodes 273 amino acids. Gene Ontology annotation, cellular component: endoplasmic reticulum. Gene Ontology annotation, biological process: protein O-linked glycosylation via mannose. The record is from RefSeq and is a predicted model, not a curated record. Lineage: Eukaryota; Metazoa; Porifera; Calcarea; Leucosolenida; Sycettidae. The transcript is spliced from 9 exons. Gene Ontology annotation, molecular function: protein binding; mannosyltransferase activity.
UAUCGGGAAGGCGAGAAGUCUGCUGCCGAGCUUAAAAGCAGGUUCAAAGCAGCGUUUUGCUCCUGCUCACUUGAAAGUUUUUGGUAAAUUAGCCAAUGUUCUCAAGACAGAGGAGAGUGACCAUGCUGAAGCCCUGAAGAUGUUCGGAGAAGCUUUGGCGGUGGACCAUAAUAGUGUAGAGGCACACAUUGACUAUGGCGAAUUCCUCCGUGAUCUAGGCAGACUGGAAGAUUCAAGGAGAAUUCUCCAGAAGGCACGUGCUCUGGACAACACUAAUGUAGUCUCUAACUUCAAUCUUGGUGUUCUCGGUCUGAAGGAAGAUAGGCUACAAGAUGCCGAGCGAUACUUCAAAGAAGUGCUUGAAAUCGACCCUGUCCAUGCUGCUGCACUGUACAACCUGGGAUUACUGUAUCACAACACAAAGCGCUAUUCUGAAUCCAUUGAAUACAUGAAAGUGCUGCAUUCAGCCGUUCCCGGUCACAUUGGUGCAAUUUUCAGCCUUGGUGUUGUUCAUCUUGAUCUCAACAUUCUUCCGGAAGCGCUGGACUACUUCAACCAGACCCUGCAGAUUAACAGCACUCAUGAAGAUGCCUUGUUCAACAUUGGCUUGACAUUAUCAUCAAUGCGCCGCUAUCCAGCAGCUCUCGACGCUGCUAAAGUCCUGUUGGAACACUAUCCGGAGCAUUUCAAAGGCGCUUUGCUAAUGGGUGAUGUCAAUAUGCACACAGGCCAAUAUGAAGAAGCCCUGAAGUCGUAUAAUGCUGGACUAGACAUUCGACCACAGGCCACUAUCGCUCUGCACAACAAAGCUAUCGCGCUGGCCCAUCUGGAACGCAACGUGGAGGCACACGCACUGAUGAAAGAAGUACUGGCCCUGGAGCCCACCUACCCCAACGCACAGAAGAACAUGAAAGCACUGAAACUCAAGGUAGAAAAUGACAGACAAAAGGCAACGGUGUAGUUUGCUUUGCUGAAUGGAAGUGUGUAUGUAAAGAAUGACGACUGAUCUUUUAAAACACAUUAAAAUGUGUUUCGUCCCAUGCUCUGAACAGCAUGUUGCCAGUUGAUUAUUAUUAGUUGCGUCCUUGUGAAGACACCUACCUAAAAGGAAUAUUAUUUAUUUGAUGAAUAGGAGAGAUCUGUUGUGCAUAAAUAUGUAGUUGAGAAUACAAACUAUGCGGAAUGGAAAGAUCAAAUUGAAUAAAUGUGUAAAAUCAAUCAAAUAUCUAUCUAUUAAAGAUGCAGAUAAACAAGCACUGCUAUUUCCUAUUGAUCAGAAGAUUAUAUUCCUGAAUUGAAUUAUUACUCACUAGAGGCAUCAGCGUAUUAUUCACUAGACAUAUAUCAAACUGAGACCUCACAGUGCGCCCUAUCCAGAAUUGCUAGAAUAGAAAUUCUCAUUUUUGUUUGAUUCGUUUCUUGUCAACUGCACAAGUUAUGGCAAGUAAAGAACAUAUAUUUCAUCACAAUGA